This is a messenger RNA of Apiotrichum porosum, 1185 nucleotides long. RefSeq lists its product as uncharacterized. NCBI's taxonomy places the organism in Eukaryota, Fungi, Basidiomycota, Tremellomycetes, Trichosporonales, Trichosporonaceae. The transcript has 2 exons. The coding region runs from base 1 to 1185 and encodes 394 amino acids. The record is from RefSeq and is a predicted model, not a curated record.
AUGGCCCACCCUCUCACCCAGCAACCCCCCAACAUGAUCGGCUUCGGCGCCCCGGCGACCAUGUCGCCGCUGGGCUUUGGUUUCGGCCAGCCUUACCACUCGCCAGGUUUUGGCGGUGGUGUGCGUCCCAGUGGCGUCUCGGGCUUUGGUUUUGGUGCGCUCGCCUCCCCAUCGACCGCUGGGCCAUCAAUGACCCCUCUCAAGCGGAUCCCGCCGCCGCGCUCGUCACCCGCCCCAACAACACCCAUGCAGCAUGCCUCCGCCAAACGGUCCCGUCGUGCAUCGGCAUCGCCAUCCACGUCGCCCUCACCGCUCGGGUCGCCGUCUCUCUCCAAGCGGAGGGACGUGGAUGACGAUAUCGACGACCACCGCCGCAAGAUUGCGGGAAAGGCCAGCAAGCGUCUGCGCAAGGAAGACGAGGGCGCCGUGGCAACGACGGACGGACCUGAUCUGGGCCUCCUGCUGGCUUCGUUCCCUGCUACGUCACACCUGCCGAUCCUUCUCGAGCUUCUCAACGAGAACCCGUCACUCGCCCCGCGUGUCCUCGGCCGCAUCCCACAGCCACCACUUCAAAACUGUCUCGAGACGCUGGAACGUAUCGUGAGCAAGAUUGGCAAGGCUACUGGAUCGUGGGAGCCCCAAGACGGCUAUGUCGCCACACGACGCUGGAACCGCGCCGAGGACCAGGUCGGCCAAUUCACAAAGACGGCGUCGACGUAUCUCAAGUUUUUCACCACACCCCCCGAAGCAGGGUCGUCUGUUGAGCCCAACACGAUCUACCACCUUCUUCACGACCUCACUGCGCACAUUCUCCAGAUCCUCGCACUCGUUCCUGAGGGACCGCCCCCUGCGGCCCGCCCAUUCCUUGAAGUGGCGCGCUCGGUGCUCGACAGUUGGGGUCAGUGGAUCGGGGGUCUUUCCAACGAAGUCAACAACCGUGGCGGCAUGUACCCGGCCAGUAUGGUUAGCUCAUGGGCCGAUGGUCUGGAAACGCUCGCGCGUGAGCCCGCCCAGCCUGAACAACAAGUUGCCCCCAUGGCAACUCUCUCGUCAUGGGCGACUCCCAUUUCCCUUCCACCCACCCCCACGGCGCGCAACCCCCUCGUCCAAGGGUUCCGCGAUGCCCUCCAGCCUCACCGCCAGCGCUUUGUCAACGAACUAGGUUGGCUCGUUGUCAGGCAGUAA